This is a messenger RNA of Engraulis encrasicolus (European anchovy), 678 nucleotides long. It is a transcript of the gene lratb.2, whose product is annotated as lecithin retinol acyltransferase b, tandem duplicate 2. Bases 1 to 678 code for a protein of 225 amino acids. The record is from RefSeq and is a predicted model, not a curated record. NCBI's taxonomy places the organism in Eukaryota, Metazoa, Chordata, Actinopteri, Clupeiformes, Engraulidae. Gene Ontology annotation, biological process: vitamin A metabolic process; retinol metabolic process. Gene Ontology annotation, molecular function: phosphatidylcholine-retinol O-acyltransferase activity. The transcript has 3 exons. Gene Ontology annotation, cellular component: rough endoplasmic reticulum.
AUGGCUCUCCUGCAGCUGCUGAGCUUGAUGUUCCUCACCAUCACCACCACGACAGAGCAGGAGGAGGACGAUGACAAAGACAAAGCCAAGCUGCGCGAGUACGACCUGUCCCUGUACAAGAGAGGUGACCUGCUGGAGGUGCCACGCACCCUCUUCACCCACUUUGGCAUCUACCUGGGCGACGACCGCGUGGCGCACAUGAUCCCCGACAUCCUGCCCGUCUUCACCUCCAACCGAAAGCUCAUCGCCACCAUGGUGACCAACAUGCGGCUGAUCCUGGGCGCCAUCGCCAAGGCCGCCAGCGUGCGCGUGGACUCGGUCAAGGACUUUGCGUACGGCGGGGACAUUAUCGUGAACCCCAUGGACAAGAUGUGCUCGCGGGGGCCGCUGGACGGCGAGGAGGUGGGCCGGCGGGCUGAGAAGUUGAUUGGGCCCGUGCGCUACAGCCUGCUGUGGUACAACUGCGAGCACUACGUCAUGUACUGCCGAUACGGCACCGCCAUCAGCUUCCAGUCCACCAAGUUCUGUAAAGCAGUUCGGAAGAUCUUCUGCAGUUCGGGGUGUUGUAUUUUAAGUGUCUGCCUCGGCGUGGGAAUCACGGUUUACCUGAAGGCGAAUCCACUAUUCACCAUGAUACCAACCUUAGUCAUCACCCUCCACAUCUGGAUGGCCUCAUGA